AUGACCGAAACUUGGGUGAUAGUCGGCGCUUCGAGAGGCAUUGGACUAGAGUUUGUGAGACAACUCCUGCACCUUGGCCAUAAUGUCAUCGCCGGCGUGCGAAAGCCUUCGGUAGCAGAGAAGCUAUUGCAACUGAUUUCUAGCCAAUCGAUGUCCGAACGCUGCUUAGUCGAGCAGUGCGAUGUGACGAACGAGGAGAGUAUCAAUAACUUUGUGAACAAAGUCAGCGAGGCUACUCGACGGGGGAUGGUUGUGAAGAAUAUCGUGCUCAAUGCCGGUGUGCUAAAAUAUCCAAAUCGAGCAACAGAGAUAUCUUUUUCAGAUUUCGCUCUUCAUUUGCACACUAAUACCAUCGGUCCCAUAAUAUGUGCACAGAAACUCAUCAAACUGAACCCCGACCACCCACCUUCCAAGGCGGUAUUCAUAUCCUCUGAUUCAGGAUCGACUGCCUCGUUUCGAAGCCAUGAGGAUGGCUUCGGGGCAUAUGGAGCGAGCAAGGCCGCGCUCAAUCAGAUGCUGAGGCACAUGGCAGCAGAACUGGAGCGCAAUGGUGGCGGCCAAAGCAAAACGACAAUUCUUGCCAUGCACCCCGGGGAGGUUCAAACUGAUAUGGCCAACAUUGAGCUAGGGUGGGAAGUAGAAGGUACAAUUGAGCCUUCUGAAAGCGUGGAGAGCAUGCUCAAGGUCAUUGGGGAAAAGGAUGAGAAGGAUAAUGGGACAUUCUGGUGUUGGGAUGGCAGAAGUCAUCCAUGGUAA
Messenger RNA from Penicillium maclennaniae, 756 nucleotides. RefSeq names its product SDR family oxidoreductase. Bases 1 to 756 code for a protein of 251 amino acids. NCBI's taxonomy places the organism in Eukaryota, Fungi, Ascomycota, Eurotiomycetes, Eurotiales, Aspergillaceae. The transcript is spliced from 5 exons. Gene Ontology annotation, molecular function: oxidoreductase activity, acting on the CH-OH group of donors, NAD or NADP as acceptor. The record is from RefSeq and is a predicted model, not a curated record.